Messenger RNA from Babesia sp. Xinjiang, 2103 nucleotides. RefSeq lists its product as uncharacterized. Lineage: Eukaryota; Apicomplexa; Aconoidasida; Piroplasmida; Babesiidae. The transcript has a single exon. Bases 1 to 2103 code for a protein of 700 amino acids. The record is from RefSeq and is a predicted model, not a curated record.
AUGGAAAAGGCAGUGGCGGAUUUUUCUAUCCUCUGGGGGAAAGUCGGUCCGUUUUGUGACCUUUCCAAAGUACUGAGUGAUGGCACCUCCGAACCAGCUGAACCUUACGGAGAUGCCUGGUUGACCACUACCCGAAGGCAAAAGACCUCAGGGUCAAUAGGUGGUCAAGACUUCGAGGUUAUUUACGGGAGGGUGCGUGAGACCGAGUUACUCGCGAAGCUCGCACGUCUCCACGCACGCUGGAACAACCUACUCUUUGAUAUAGAACAGCAACUAGACGAAUUGAUUACGUUACAUGAGCGUUGCAUUCGAGGAAUCGACGAUCUGACACUUCGCCAGGCGACCUACCGCAUCAACUUCAAACAUGUGAAUCAGAAGUUCAAUGCCCUCUCCGAGCGAAAAGCGAGUCUUUCAGAGAAACUCGUUAUGCUAGAGGAAAUGCACAACCAUUAUGCACAAUACAAAUGUUUUGCGCGCAGUCUAUAUCAAAUCGAGAAUAAUGAAUUCAUCAAUACUGCCAGUGCGAAGCGUAACGGCAGCACGGACUCUUCAGAGGCAGUUGCCACAGACCCUGGAGACAAACCAUCUGAGGACAAUGAGCGUGCAUUUGCACGUACUUUGGACUAUGUUGACAAAAUCGCAGAGAAACUUAAUGCUAUGCUACCCGCUAUCGACGCAUCGAUUGACUUCUUCAGCAUCCACACGAAUUAUUUCGAUGCAGAUGCAACACGGUAUAAGUACGAGGCACUGCGCACAAGUGUAUUCGGACUUAUUAAGCUUGUUUUCAAGGAACUUUAUAACUUCGCUAGCGACAGUUGCAAAGGGUUAACUCAUUUUGAUGUCGCCGAACAUUACAACAAAUAUCGCCGAAUUGGGAGCAGCGUCCGGAAAUUGUGUCGAUACUACACUAUUCAGGCAACAGAAUUAAGUAGUUCCGAGUUUCUACAGUUACAAAUGUACUAUAUAACAAGUCGCAUCAGGAUCCUGAAUCCUUUGAUGUUGCUGAAGAUGGAGUCAUUCAAAGAUUUUGGAACUAUCACGUCAUUUUUCCUGCUGAUAUGCAAUUUAGAAAUCCUUACGUUCAAAGAAACGUUUGUGAGUGAAGCAUCCCACGAGUCUCUAGUUACUUUGGUGGAGAAUGUAGUUUUCUACUUCACUGAGGCGUGCAACAAGCAAGUUGGUAUGCUUCAUACCUCGUCGGAGAUGCGUGCAGCCAUCUCUCGCCUCAAGCAAAACUUAAUGGACCCUAUAUCAGCUUCAAGAAACGACGCUGUACUGAGGCCGCUGAUGCUAAGGGCUCAACAGACCUACCAGACUAUUGAGCUUACGUUGGUCAAGACCAUCCAACGUGAGCUGGCGGAGCAUGUACGUAAUUACGACAAAAAACCGUUCUUGGAUGUUUUAUGCGAUAACGUGUCGUUAGAACCGGAUUGGGAUCACGAGCUACUUGCCCAGGUAGGAGAUACGGAUAUGCGCGGUGCGGGGCUCUGCCCUCCCGUCUGCUUUGCUGUCGGCAUAGUGCUUACAAACGUAGACUACUUAAGUGUGCAAAACCUGAACGGUAUCGCUACAGGCUCAUUGAAUGCCGUAAAGGCGGUUCUAAUCGACGUUCAAUAUGCAUUCGGAAAGAAAUCCAAUCUCUCUGCGAACCUUGUACGGAUAAAUCAGGACUUCUUUUUGAUGCGACACCUACAACAUGUGCUAGCCCAUUUAGACCGUUUCAGAGAACUGGAUGCAUACCGUACUAUAGCAAACCUCUACUCCAGCACUGAGCAUCAGCUAUGUUCAGGUGUGUCUGGUCUGCUCUUGGGUGAUUUCCGCGAAUUCGUGCGCAGACAGCGAGUGCACGAUGAGGCUCUCUACAAGGAGCGUCUAUCUGCAGCUAUGAGCAUCUUAUCUAACAAGGUUCCGUUGCUGAAGUGUCAACUAUUGCGUCAUUUGUUACCUGCGCGCUUCGAACAUACGUUCGAGCAGAUCACCGCCGCUUUGCGAGAGAUGUCUGGGGAGUACGCCAAGAAGUUCUCCUUGGAACAACCUGAGCCACCAAAUUACGCUGAAACUAGCGACACUAGCGCAUCACACGGUGUUCUUUUGCAGCUGUAA